Lipotes vexillifer (Yangtze River dolphin) is the source of this 879-nucleotide messenger RNA. RefSeq names its product chymotrypsin like (gene CTRL). The record is from RefSeq and is a predicted model, not a curated record. Lineage: Eukaryota; Metazoa; Chordata; Mammalia; Artiodactyla; Lipotidae. Gene Ontology annotation, molecular function: serine-type endopeptidase activity. Gene Ontology annotation, biological process: proteolysis.
AUGAAGAGAACCAUAAAGCCAGGCCCAGUUCUCAACGUCACGCCUGCCACAGUGUUGCUGCUCAGCCUCAUCCUUACCCUGGUCCUCCUUGGCUCCUCCUGGGGCUGCGGCGUUCCUGCCAUCAGACCGGUGCUGAGCUUCAGCCAGAGGAUUGUCAAUGGGGAGAAUGCAGUGCUGAGCUCGUGGCCCUGGCAGGUGUCCUUGCAGGACAGCAACGGCUUCCACUUCUGCGGUGGUUCCCUCAUCAGUCAGUCCUGGGUGGUCUCUGCUGCCCACUGCAAUGUUGUCUCUGGCUGCCACUUUGUCAUCCUGGGCGAGUAUGACCUAUCAUCCAGCGCUGAGCCUUUGCAGGUUCUGUCCAUCUUGCGGGCCAUCACGCACCCUUUCUGGAACCCCACCACCACGAACAACAAUAUGAUGCUACUAGAGAUCGCCUCCCUAGCCCAGUACACAACACACAUCUCACCAGUUUGCCUGGCUUCCUCAAAUGAGGUGCUGCCUGAAGGCCUCACGUGUCACACUGGCUGUGGCCGCCUCAGCGGUGUGGGCAGUGUGACUCCUGCACGCCUGCAGCAGGUGAUUCUGCCCCUGGUCACCGUGAGUCAGUGGCAGCAAUACUGGGGCUCAUGCAUCACCAACUCUAUGAUCUGUGCAGGGGUUGGGACCUCCUCGUGCCAGGGUGACUCUGGAGGCCCGCUUGUCUGCCAGAAGGGGGACAUGUGGUUGCUCACUGGUAUUGUCUCCUGGGGCGCCAGUGACUGCAACGUGCGCGCGCCUGCCACGUACACUCGGGUUAGCAAGUUCAGUACCUGGAUCAAUCAUAGCCUACAACCAAGCCCACCACAGACUCAGGCCCAGGGUGAAGAUGGGGACUGCUGA